Messenger RNA from Raphanus sativus (radish), 2396 nucleotides. RefSeq names its product calcium-dependent protein kinase 25. The transcript is spliced from 7 exons. Lineage: Eukaryota; Viridiplantae; Streptophyta; Magnoliopsida; Brassicales; Brassicaceae. Gene Ontology annotation, molecular function: ATP binding; calcium/calmodulin-dependent protein kinase activity; calcium-dependent protein serine/threonine kinase activity. Gene Ontology annotation, cellular component: cytoplasm; nucleus. Gene Ontology annotation, biological process: protein autophosphorylation; intracellular signal transduction; peptidyl-serine phosphorylation. The record is from RefSeq and is a predicted model, not a curated record. Bases 518 to 2110 code for a protein of 530 amino acids.
AGAAAAAAAACAAGAAAAUAAUAAUUAUAAUAAUUUCAGAAAGAAAAAAACAAGGACCGAACUGGUUAACCGAUGAAUGCUGCAACAGUUAGACACAACCUCAGAGUCGUAUGUCAUUAGAUGUUUGUUGAGAAAGAGAAUAAAUAAUUUUAAUUGAGGAAAAAAUAAAGAAGCCAAAAACCCUAAUAAAAAUUCCAGUCACGACGUGAGCCCCAAUUCCAUUUUCCUCAAAUCGUCUUCCUUCUCAUCAAAUCAACGCUCUCUUUUUCUUCAACGUUUUGCAUUUCUGAUAUGAUUUGUAGAAUGUUCUGAUAUCUAGAUCUUUCUCUCUCUCUCUCUGUGUUAGAUCUCUAGGAGAUUUGUCUGUAUGAUUGUUGUUGGAAGUGGUUAUGGUGUUUAGACAGGAGAGAUCUGUGUCUGUAUAGAGGAUAAGGUUAGGGUUAUUUUCUCUUGCGUGAAACGGAAGGAAGGGACUCUUUUUAUCUUUUUUGCGUUUCCUUAGGUUUUGUUAGAAAAGAUGGGGAAUGUAUGUGUUCAUAUAGUCAGCAAUUGUGUGGAUACGAAAUCAAACACAUGGGUUCGUCCCACAGAUCUCAUCAUGGAUCAUCCAGUGAAGCCGCAGCUCCCUGACAAGCCUCCUCAACAUAUGUUGAUGCACAAGGAUGAUGAUAAACCCAAGGUUGAAGAUGGAGACCCUAGGUUACUUGAAGAGAAAGCGUCAACGAGUGUUGCAAGCUCAGAUUCUCAAGGAAGCAAGACUGAGACGAGGAAGCGCAGUGAAGAAGAAGGAGAAGAAGAAGAGGAGGAGAGGAAGAAGCGUGCGGGUAGGAUAGCGUGUGGGAACAGCAAGAGGAAACCUCACAACGUGAGGAGACUUAUGAGCGCAGGGUUGCAAGCAGAGUCGGUGUUGAAAACGAAGACAGGGCAUUUGAAGGAAUAUUAUAACUUGGGUAGCAAGUUAGGUCACGGGCAGUUCGGGACGACGUUUGUGUGUACGGAGAAAGGAACAGGGGAGGAGUACGCGUGCAAGUCGAUACCAAAGAGGAAGCUGGAUAACGAAGAAGACGUGGAGGACGUGAGAAGAGAGAUUGAGAUAAUGAAACAUUUGUUAGGUCAGCCUAACGUGAUCUCCAUCAAAGGAGCUUACGAAGACGCGGUGGCUGUUCACAUGGUGAUGGAGCUGUGCAGAGGAGGUGAGCUGUUUGAUAGGAUAGUGGAGAGAGGGCAUUACUCCGAGAGAAAAGCUGCUCAUCUGGCUAAGGUCAUACUUGGUGUGGUCCAGACUUGUCAUUCUUUAGGUGUGAUGCAUAGAGAUCUUAAACCUGAGAACUUUCUAUUCGUCGAUGAUCAAGAGGAUUCGCCUCUUAAGGCUAUUGAUUUCGGGUUGUCUAUGUUUGUCAAGCCUGGAGAAAACUUCACGGAUGUGGUUGGUAGUCCAUACUACAUUGCACCUGAAAUUUUGAACAAGGACUAUGGUCCUGAAGCAGAUAUUUGGAGCGCUGGUGUGAUGAUUUAUGUGCUACUCUCCGGCUCAGCUCCUUUUUGGGGUGAAACGGAAGAGGAAAUCUUCAAUGAGGUUCUGGAGGGUGAGCUUGAUUUGUCAUCAGAUCCAUGGCCACAAGUUUCUGAAAGCGCGAAAGAUUUGAUCAGAAAGAUGCUUGAGAGAGACCCUAAAAAAAGACUUACUGCUCAACAAGUGUUGUGCCAUCCUUGGAUUAGAGAUGAAGGAAAUGCACCAGAUACACCUCUUGAUGCAGUUGUAUUGAAUCGCUUGAGGAAGUUUUCAGAAACAGACAAGCUCAAGAAGAUAGCUUUAAAGGUGACUCUGGAAACGCUUUCUGAGGAAAAGAUUCACAAUCUGAGAGAAGCUUUCAAGAUUAUAGACAGUGAGAAGAGCGGGAGAGUAACUUAUAAAGAACUCAAAAGCGUUCUUGAAAGAUUCGACACAAAUCUUGACAACUCUGACAUCAGUGGUCUUAUGCAAACGCCAAUGAAUGAGCAUAUGGAAGACACAAUAGACUACGAGGAAUUCCUAGCGGCUAUUGUAAGACUUAAAGAAUUACAAGACGAGGAAGCAAAUGAUCGUUUAGAUUCAUCAACAAAAGUGUAAUGAAGUUGUCUGAAGAAGUGUAAUGAGUAAUCAAAACUGAUGAUGAUGAUGAUGAUAUAUUUAGACUUGUAGGAACUAGGAAGUCACAAAAGGGCUGCAACAGAUUGAAAUAUGAGGGGCAGAAGGAGAAGAGGGACAAAAAGAGGGCAGGCACAAGAAAGAAGGUUGAUGGAUGGAAAGACCAAUAACUAUGUAGGUUCUUUUUUAUUUUGUUUAUGAUAUGUUUUAAAAAAGUUUAGAGCAAAAAAUAAAAAGCUAUGUUUGUAUAUAUAUAAAAGUUGUUGUA